This is a messenger RNA of Homalodisca vitripennis (glassy-winged sharpshooter), 2516 nucleotides long. RefSeq names its product lysosomal acid phosphatase-like. The transcript is spliced from 7 exons. Bases 722 to 2029 code for a protein of 435 amino acids. The record is from RefSeq and is a predicted model, not a curated record. Gene Ontology annotation, molecular function: phosphatase activity. Lineage: Eukaryota; Metazoa; Arthropoda; Insecta; Hemiptera; Cicadellidae. Gene Ontology annotation, biological process: dephosphorylation.
UGGCCGUUCACCAUAUGGUAACAAAAUGGCUUAUCAAGUCGGCCUAUGAACUUUUUGAGCAAUUUUAUGACUUCUGGUUACAUCCAUUCCCGAGUUGCAUAAUGCUGAGAAUUGCUAUUUUUUGCUUUUGUCGGGUCGAUCUCCAGAGUAAGCCACUUUCUCUUUUGAUAUGCAGGUGAGGGGGGUUCAUAAUUUCAAUUUCUGGCUUCUUCUUUUCUUUUGGUAUUAGGGGGGGAAAUUAGAUUUUUAACUUUUAUUGCGUCAAAAAGUUGGUCUUGUCUUAUGUUUUGUUCUUCUAUAAAUGGGUUAUUCUCUUUGUAUUUAUAAAAAUUCAGCCACAGCAGCCACACUCGACGCUCGACGUUACUUGAUUCGGUUGUAUAGCGAUCACUAUUGUGCCCGCUACACUGCGCCAUUGCAAAUGGAAUGUGUAUUUUUUAAUUACUUGCGAUACACUAUACUACUGGAUGCUGAUCGAGAUACAAUGCACAGAGUUAAACUUUUGACCCUCGGAGAUCAGGUCAGUGGCCUUUUUAAUCUACUAUUUAAUGAGGCAAACCAAUGAGAUGAUAGUUGUAAACGCUCUUCAGAGGCGUAACUGUAUUUUGACUAUAGAGUGAGUUACCUUAAGAGGCAUUUUUAUUACCAUCACCAAACUUUGAUAGGUAGUUACUGCUAUCUAAGGUGUUGAUAAACUAUUUGGCUUUAAAUUUAGCCAACCAUGGCACUAAAUUUCCUUGUGAACUUUUAUCAUUGUUGGGAUGUGUGCGAAAAUUCUACAUCACUUGGCAAACAUAUGACAAAACGCUUGCUUCUCUCUUCAAUUGUGAUAGUGGUGGUGGUGGUGUUAACACUUGUGUACUGCCAAUCCAAAGGAUCUACUGAUGGUAGACGUGAGUGUGUUGACGCAAACACAAGAGGGACCAGAUCAGUAUCUACGCUACAGUUUGUCAUUGUGGUGGCCCGCCAUGGUAACAGAGGUCCUUUGUCUACCUUUACCACAAUUCCAUACCAGAGCAAUGACACAAGUGUGUGGCCAUACGGUGUGGGCGAACUUACUCAGAUCGGUCGUGUCCAGAUGUACAAGUUGGGGGAGAAAGUCCGUUCCAUGUACAAUGGUUUUCUGGACUCUACAUACAGACCAAGAGACUUUCAGGCAUUGAGUUCACCCUCAACACGCACCCUUCAAAGUGCUGAACUGUUCUUGGCUGGAUUGUUUCCUCCCACAGGAUUCCAGGUGUGGAAUCAGGACAUGUGCUGGCAACCUAUACCGAUAUAUCCCAGUUCCUUGGAUCAUUAUGAAAUUUUAGAUUACGCUGCAGAAACCUCCUGCCCUAGAUUUUCUGAACCACAAAAAGACUCAUUACAGGAAAUCAAUAGACUGUACCAGUCUUCCCUGACCAGCUUUGUUGAUUACGUCAUUCCUCACACAGGCAUCGAUGUCAUGGACGUCAUGCAGAAAAUUGGCAGUUUAUAUAAAUUGCGAGUUGUCGCAAUUGUGUGGGAAACCUUAAAAUAUGUGGCAGAUAAUGAACUUCCUCUACCCGACUGGGCCACUAAGAUAUAUCCUGAGCCUUUGAACAAUCUAUUUUCGAAGAUCUUCAAAGCGAUCGUUGCAGGCUCUACCGACCAGAUUAAGUAUUUAGAAGGUGAAUUGUUUCAAGAGUUGGUAGGCCUGAUGCAGGCCAAGGCUAACAACACGCUGAGCCCGGACAGACGCAUGUACUACUACUCCGGCCAUGACUACACGAUAAUGGGCCUACUGGCGAUGCUGAAUCCGCAACGAGAAGCCUACGUCAACCCAGGAUCUGCUUUGAUCUACGAGCUCCACCAAAAUCCAAGUACCGGCCAAUUCACAGUUCAGGUGUUGUACAUUGAUGGAAAAUCUCCAGACUUGAAUCCUCAAGAUAUCGACAUCGUAGGCUGUGAAUCACCAUGUGACUUUCACAAAAUGUUGGAAAUAACAGAGAAAUAUUAUAAUAUUUCAAACUGGAAAGAAGAGUGCCAUUUAGGACCUACAAUAUCUUAAACAGCUAAAAAUAAAUGGAUUAAGAUUUUAUUUCCAUUUAGAGAACAUUAAAAAAUGGAAAGCUUUGAUCGCUAUAAAUUAGUAUUGUACGGAGGCUAAAAUGAUGGUUAAGGAUUUAAGUGUAAAAUACAUCAAAGCACUUAAUUAUAGUACAAGACUCCUGUUAAACGACAGAACUUCUUCGUGCAUUUCACUAAUUAUCUCUGUUGCUUUCAAGGCACAUUUAUAAGGGAUUCACUUAGUGCAAAAGCUCAAACCAAUUUUUGAAACGCGAUCACGUCACAAUUACCUGAACGUAAUGUGCCACUGGUGAACGUCCUCAGCUUUAAGAACAUUAUUUCCAUUAUGUUCUUAGGAUAGAGAUCGCCAUCCACUCUUUAAAGUGGUUUUUGUACUAUAAUGUACAUCUCAAUGCUGAUUCCAGGGACAAGUAUAGGGUAAUCUAACUGUUCUAGAAACAAGAAAUUCGAAGGGCUCCGAUCCUAUU